CUCCGACUUGUGUUUUCAACUGUCAUUGUAGUAUUUUUCAUUAAUAAAUGUUAAAAAAAUACUAGAUAACGAAGUAAUGUUAUAAAUUUUAAUACUGUUAUUUGUUAGGAGUAAACCAAAUUUUUAUAUUUUGUAUUUGUAGGUUAGAAUAAGCGGCAAAAUGGAUAACACUCAAUUUCCAAUUCAAAAAAUGGAAGUAGCAGCUCGAAAUGUCGAUAAAUCUCUUGCUAUUGACAGUGCUACUCCAACUUUACUAGAUUUAAUGAAUAUACACCCUCCACAAACUGCAACUGCCAGUGGUUUAACAGACCACGACUACCCCGUCCUUAGCGGGGCUCCUCACGCUUUAAAUAACAUGAUACAAAUCAAAACUGCCAAUAAAGUACCACUGCCACCAGAAAUUUUGGAACAUUUUAAUCACAUACAAUGCCAUUGCAUGAUGGGGCUAUUUCCGGAAAUUAAACGAGCUUGGUUAACAGUCGACAGCGAUUUUUAUGUCUGGUCAUAUGAAGAUAACACAGAUUUGGCGUAUUUUGACGGUUUAAAUGAAACUAUUUUAAGUGUUGGUUUAGUUAAGCCAAAACCUGGCGUUUUUCACGCGUUUAUCAAACAUUUACUUGUAUUGACGACUGCAGUUGAUAUUGUGGUUUUGGGAGUCACGUUCACUGCGGGUCUUAAUGGGCCUUUUGAUGAAAUUCAGUUAAUACCUGACCCUGUUUUUACUGUACCAACUGAUGGCUCAACAAUUUCUGCCAUUACUGGCACUGCUUUAGGUCGACUCUUUUUGGGGAGCAAAGAAGGAUGUCUUUUUGAAAUUGUUUACCAAGCCGAAAGUGGGUGGUUUGGAAAAAGGUGUAAAAAAAUUAAUCAUUCAACUAGUGCUCUAUCUUUUCUUGUUCCUUCGUUUUUGAAUGCGUUAAGUGAAGAAGAUGGUAUUGUUCAAAUAUCUGUUGAUAACAGUAGACAUGUUUUAUAUGUCUUGACUGAAAAAGGUUCUAUUGAGGCUUAUGACUUGGGUAUAAAGGGUGAUUCCUUCAGUAGAAUAACAAAAAUAGCCCAAUCGACUCUUGUUAAUCAAGCUGUAAAUAUUGUAAAGACUUUGGAUAGUCAAAACUUCCGACCAAUUGUCAGUAUUUCUGCUGUGGAAGCGUCAGAAUCGCAUCAGAUUUAUUUAGUCGCAGUUACUCAAACUGGAGUACGGUUUUACUUGACCACACAUACCCUUGUUAACACUCCUCAAAACCAAAGACCCUACACUUUGUAUUUGUUACAUGUACGUUUACCUCCGGGAUAUUCGGCGAAUAUUACAAUAAGGCCUAGAGCUGUACACAUUGCACAUCAUAGUGACAGAAAUCUACUUCUUUUAUCAACAGUCAACGAAAAAGAUGUGCUUUGGUGUAUUAGCUCAGAUCUGUUUCCCUUCAGCCAAAAUUUGAUGGAAGCUUACACAACAAUAAGUUUAGACGGACCAGCGUUGGCUCUAGCUGAGGUUCAUCAAGAAAGCCCCCUUGCGGAUAUUACUCAAGAAGGGAUACCUUUAGUAGUGCGACAACACUCAGAACCACCGAAAAAAUAUGUCGUGCUAACAUCACAAGGAGUUUAUAUUUUUUCAAAAAUGCGUCCUGUUGAUAUUCUAAGACAGUUACUUGAGGAAAGUCAGGGUUUAGAUAAUGACAAUGUUAGAGCUUUUUUCAUGAUACAAAAAGAGGACCAGGCUUGUGCUACAAGUUUAAUAAUCGCAUCGUUGGAUGUUGAUGAAAAUCUAGAAUUAGCCGAAUAUGCAACUAGAACGUUUUUCUUGUAUGGGGGAGAGCCCAAACUGGGGGCCCUGGGGACGAUGAAUCAGACGAAUUUAUAUACAGGAGCUUCGCCGUUUUCACCAAAUGUGGUUUCAACUCCGGCCCCUCACCAUUUCCAACAAUCAAGUCCUCCCCAAGCCUCCAGUUUCACAUAUCACCCUACUUUUGAUGUCAACAACCCGUUUAUAUUUUCGGCGAAACAUAACGGCCUUUACUUGUACUUGGGCAGAAUUUUACGACCGAUCUGGAAUCGCAAAUGCAUAGAAAAGUUAUGUUUAGACGGCAAAAAUGUCUUGAAUGCCAGCACAAUUACUAGUGACCACUGUCGCUGGAUUUUAAACUAUCUAACUACUUUACAUAAUUUUCUACUAACAAACACUCAAUUAGCAGUUUGCGAGAACUCGAGCCAACAUUUAGACACGACUCUAAACAUUUCAAAAUUCAGUGCGACGAAUCGCUUGAAUCACACAAUUCAAGAUGCACAAGUUGAGGAGCGUUUAUCAUUAAACUCUCUCAAAUUGUUUGUUUGUCAUUGCUGCCAAGUAAUGGGGCUUUGGAGGAUUCUAUGCGAACAUCAAUUCCACGUCUUGAUCGGAUCUUUACCAGCUAAUCAUCAAACUAUCCUUCAAGAUACCACUUUUAAAGACUUGUUCUUGUAUGGACAAGACAUUUGUUCAUUGUUGAUCACUACUUUGGUUGAUAGUUAUUUGGGUGAUAAUGCUUCAGUCGAUUCUAUUAGUAGUAAAUUGAGAGAAGUUUGUCCACAUUUAUACAAAAUUGAAGAUGCGGCAUUUUCAAAAGCUAACGAAAUGCUGAAAUCGUCAAGAAGUAUACAGAAUGUUGACGAAAAGGAAGAAAUGGUCAUGAAUGCACUUGAGUUGUGCAAGUCUAUCGCUCCAAAUAUUAAUUUACCGGGGAUUUGUAAACAAUUUGUGACACUUAAAGCCUAUCAUGCCGUCAUUGAUUUAUGUAUUACUUGUGCCAAAAAGAUCGAUCCGGAUAAUAUAGCGCAACAUUUUUACAAAAACGAUUCGUCCGUUGCCGAUCAAGAAGGCCGAGAUUUUUAUCACAAAAGGUUAAAUAUUUAUAAAGAAGUCUUCAAUAUGUUGGAUACACUGUGCAACGAAAACACUCCAAAUUUGAGCAUUAGUGCCCCAUCAGGAAUGCCUCUGGAAAGUGACGCUCGCUUGUUGGUCAAUCAAUUAAUUAACGAUAUCCUGGAAUACCCAGAUGAAAUUUUACACGUAGCUUUGUAUGACUGGAUGAUGAAGAAACAAAUGAGCAGCGAAUUGAUUAAAGUCAAUAACGCGUCUCUGGAAACUUAUUUACUUCACACUUCGCAACAAAACCCCGAAAAUGUUGCUGUUGUCGACUUAUUGUGGAAAUAUUACGAAAAUAAUAACAAUCAUGCGGCUGCAGCAAAAAUUCUGGAUAGUCUUGCGUCAAAAACAGGGAAUUCAUUGAACUUGAAAGAACGUCUUGAAUAUUUAACACGUGCCAUAAUGUGUAUGAGAAGCGACAAGGUGGGCUAUGCUCCUUAUUUGGGGGUCUUCUUGCGUGAUCUUGAGGAUAAAAUGGAAGUUGCUAAAGUUCAAGAGCAAAUUUUGGACGCCGUGAUUGGUUUAAGGGAGUCCCAUCCUGCAGCUGAAGAUGCAAUUAGAGCUUUAAAUUCUGGAUUAUAUCAGAUUUCACAACUGUAUGAAAAUUUCGCUGAUCCGCUUGAGUUGUGGGAAUGUCAACUUGCCAUUAUCGACUGUGCCGGGUAUACAGACGAGAAUUUAAUUGAGAAAAUUUGGCGUAAUAUCUUGAGGAGGGAAAUCAGGAAAAGUACCGGUAAUCCAAAUAAUAGAAUGGCUCAAAUUUUGGCUAAAGUCAAACAUGUUGCACGUCAAAGUGGGACCUCAACCCAAUGUUUUCCUACAGCAUUUCUUGUUUCUGAACUAGAACAAUUAUCAACUUAUUUGAAAGCUGAUCGGUCACUGGUACCUAAAGCUUUUGUUGCGAUGGAAUUUCCACUUGAAAAUCUUCUUGAAAUUUACAACAGGCUUAUCUCAUCCAUAUCUGAGAUACAAAUUUGGCAAAAGGAAGAGAACGAGUUUCAUUUAUUUGAAGCUGCGGCUGCACUUAUUGAAACAUUCCUCAACAAUCAUGAAGCUUACAACAGCGUACAAAAGCGAAAAGUUAUUUCACAAUGUCAGGAUACAGUAGCCAGUCUUUUAUCAAUUUUGUAUAGCAAAGCUAACACCGAAGAACUAAUCAACAUGUUGAGGGGCAUUCAGAGUAAACUUUCAAGAUUGUAAAAAGAGAAGUUUGUGCCUAGAUUAUUGAAUACUAUGAUUGGAACUUUGGUCUUAUUUUAUAUUUUGAAUAAAGUAAAAAGAAAAACUUUUUGUAA
Molecule: messenger RNA, 4194 nt
Organism: Tribolium madens (black flour beetle)
Lineage: Eukaryota; Metazoa; Arthropoda; Insecta; Coleoptera; Tenebrionidae
Gene: Nup154
Product: nuclear pore complex protein Nup154
Exons: 14
Coding region: 161-4099 (1312 amino acids)
Biological process (GO): protein import into nucleus; protein localization to nuclear inner membrane; RNA export from nucleus
Cellular component (GO): nuclear pore; nuclear pore inner ring
Molecular function (GO): structural constituent of nuclear pore
Source: RefSeq, a predicted model, not a curated record